Molecule: messenger RNA, 7275 nt
Organism: Pseudophryne corroboree (corroboree frog)
Lineage: Eukaryota; Metazoa; Chordata; Amphibia; Anura; Myobatrachidae
Exons: 29
Coding region: 350-6889 (2179 amino acids)
Biological process (GO): regulation of transcription by RNA polymerase II
Molecular function (GO): RNA polymerase II cis-regulatory region sequence-specific DNA binding; DNA-binding transcription factor activity, RNA polymerase II-specific
Source: RefSeq, a predicted model, not a curated record
CAAUCAAUCCAAUCCCUCGCACACUCUUAUACGUGAUAGGUUGUCAGAGCCACAAGGAGUGACGCAGAAGAGGGGGCGGAGUUAGGGAGUCCUCAGGCGCCGUUUUGGAGAUCCUCAAGAGUUCACUGGGUGGUGACUUUGAGACCGGAGCGUCCGAGUGAGGCGUGUCUGGGAAUCACGUCACUUUUGAUGAGACCGGGUGUGCUGGAUUGUCUGGCUUCCGGUGAUUGGCGUCUUGGUGAUGGGAGCACUUAUUUAGAUAAUUACUCAGUGUGGAUCUAGAGAGUCAUUUUUUUAGACGUUACAUGAUUGUGAGACGUGUCCUGCAUAAUUCACUGAGUCUCUGAGGAUGGACGAGGACAAAAGUCACACGACAAAGAGGAUACUGAAUCUCACCCUGGAGAUUAUCUACCUGCUGACGGGAGAGGAUUACACAGUAGUGAAGAAGGCAUACUAUGACCAUCUGACAACCAUGAACUGUGCCUCUAUUACGGUGCCUCCACCUCAGUCACAGAUACUUGAGAGGCACGAUGACCAGAUAAUCCUGGAACUCACCAACAAGAUCAUUCAGCUGCCAUCUGGAGAGGAGGGGGAGUAUAUAGAGGAACACAGGGGUCUGUACAAGGACGUGAUGAUGGAGAAUCACCGGCCCCUCACAUCGCUGGAUGGUCCCAGUAACAGAGAUACCCCAGAGAGAUGUCCCCGUCCUCUGUAUUCUCAGGACUGUACAGAGGAGAAUCACAGGAUCCCACAGGAGGAUCAGGGUGAAGAUCUGGCUGAUAAUAAGAAAGAAAAUAUAAAGAGAGAAGAAGAGAUGUAUGUGACAGAUAAUAUGGCAGAAGAUAUCGAGGGAGAAGAAGAGACGUAUGUGACUGAUAUGAAGAUAGAAUAUUUAAAGGGAGAAGAAGAGACGUAUGUGACUGAGAAUGAAGCAGAAGAUAUAGAGGGAGAAGAAGAGACGUAUGUGACUGAUAUGAAGGCAGAAGAGACGUAUGUGACUGAUAUGAAGACAGAAGAUACAGAGGGAGAAGAAGAGACGUAUGUGAUUGAUAUGAAGGCAGAAGGUAUAGAGGGAGAAGAAGAGACGUAUGUGACUGAUAUGAAGGCAGAAGAUAUAGAGGGAGAAGAAGAGACGUAUGUGACUGAGAAUGAAGCAGAAGAUAUAGAGGGAGAAGAAGAGACGUAUAUGACUGAUAUGAGAGCAGAAGAUAUAGAGGGAGAAGAAGAGACGUAUGUGACUGGGAUGAAGACAGAAGAUAUAGAGGGAGAAGAAGAGACGUAUGUGACUGAUAUGAAGGCAGAAGAUAUCGAGGGAGAAGAAGAGACGUAUGUGACUGAUAUGAAGAUAGAAUAUAUAGAGGGAGAAGAGACGUAUGUGACUGAUAUGAAGGGAGAAGAUACAGAGGGAGAAGAAGAGACGUAUGUGAGGGGUGAUCAGCAGUGUAAGGAAGAGGAAAUCUCUACAGAAAUCAGCACAGCAGAUGGACCGAUGGGCAGGAAUACCUCAGAGGGACAUCUAACGUUGUUUCCAGACUUUAAAUUAGAAGAGAAGAACAUGACCCAGGAUUCUGCAGGAGGAAACCCCAUUACCCCAAUUAUAUAUCAUGUACCUCACAGUGCAGAUAUAUCAUCUAACCAUGAGGAGUGUGCUAUUAAUUUAGAUGGUACACAUAGUGCAGCUCCUACAGAUUCUACAGUCUUUCUCUCUUCUGAUUUUGGUGAAUGCUUUAAUAAUCAGUCAGUCUUUAUUAGACAGAAGAAGCACACACUUAACAAACAAUAUUCAUGCCCUGAGUGUGGGAAAUGUUUUACAUAUAAAUCAUAUCUUGUUAAACAUCAGAGACAUCACACAGGUGAUAAGCCAUUUCUCUGUUCUGUGUGUGGAAAAUCUUUUGUACAGAAAUCAGAUCUUGUUACACAUCAGAGAAGUCACACAGGUGAGAGGCCAUUUCCAUGCUCUGAGUGCAGGAAAUGUUUUACACAGAGAUCAUAUCUUGUUAAACAUCAGAGAAUUCACACAGGUGAGAAGCCAUUUCCAUGUACUGAGUGUGGGAAAUGUUUUACACAGAAAUCAGAUCUUGUUAAACAUCAGAGAUGUCACACAGGUGCGAGGCCAUUUCCAUGCUCUGAGUGCGGGAAAUGUUUUAUACAGAAAUCAGAUCUUGUUCAGCAUCAGAGAAUUCACACAGGUGAGAAACCGUUUCCAUGUUCUGAGUGUGGGAAAUGUUUUUCAAAAAAAUCCGCACUUGUUCCACAUCAGAGAAUUCACACAGGUGAGAGACCAUUUCCAUGCUCUGAGUGCAGGAAAUGUUUUGCACAGAAAUCAGCUCUUAUUAAACAUCAGAGAAUUCACACAAACAUCUACACCCCCACCACUGCCUUGGCCACUCCCUUGACCUUGUCUUCACCUAUCUCCUGCCCCAACCAGAUGGUCUUCAUCUACAACAUCAGCCUCACCUACAUGCUCAAUUCCAUUGCCCCAUCUCCUGUGUCCCCCUCCUCUGCUACAAAACCCAACCCUGGUUCGUCCACUCCUACAGCUCUGCCCUAUACCUUGCCAAGCAAUCCUUUUUCCAGGAACUCUUCUCGUCUCAAUCCUCCAAUCACCGCCGUAUGUUUGUUCACUGAGUCACUGAGGAUGGACGAGGACAAAAGUCACACGACAAAGAGGAUACUAAAGCUCACCCUGGAGAUUAUCUACCUGCUGACUGGGGAGGAUUAUACAGUAGUGAAGAAGACAACCAUUGACCAUCUUACAACCAUCAGCUGUGCCUCCAUCACUAUGCCUCCACCUCAGUCACUGAUACAUGUGAGGCACAAUGACCAGAAGAUCCUGGAACUCACCAACAAGAUCAUUCAGCUGCUGACUGGAGAGGAGGGGGAGUAUAUAGAGGAACACAGGGGUCUGUACAAGGACGUGAUGAUGGAGAAUCACCGGCCCCUCACAUCACUGGAUGGGCCCAGUAACAGAGCUACCCCAGAGAGAUGUCCACGUCCUCUGUAUUCCCGGGACUGUACAGAGGAGAAUCACAGGAUCCCACAGGAGGAUCAGGGUGAAGAUCUGGCUGAUAAGGCAGAAAAGACGUUUGUGACUGGUAUGAAGGCAGAAGAUAUAAAGGGAGAAGAGACGUAUGUGACUGAUAUGAAGGCAGACGAUAUAAAGGGAGAAGAAGAGAUAUUUGUGACUAUUAUGAAGGCAGAAGAUAUAGAGGGAGAAGAAGAGACGUAUGUGACUGGUAUGAAGGCAGAAGAUAUAGAGGGAGAAGAAGAGACGUAUGUGACUGAUAUGAAGGCAGAAGAUAUAGAGGGAGAAGAAGAGACGUAUGUAACUGAUAUGAAGGCAGAAGAUAUAGUGGGAGAAGAAGAGAUAUAUGUAACUGAUAUGAAGAUAGAAUAUAUAGAGGGAGAAGAAGAUACUUAUGUGAAGGGUGAUCAGCAGUGUAAGGAGGAGGAAAUCCCUACAGAUAUCAGCACAGCAGAUGGACAGAGAGGCAGGAAUACCUCGGAGGGACAUCUGACUUUGUUUCCAGACUUUAAAUUAGAAGAGAAGAACAUGACACGGGAUUCUGCAGGAGAAAUCCCCAUUACCCCAAUUAUAUAUCCUGUACCUCACAAUGCAGAUAUAGCAUCUAACCAUGAGGAGUACGCUAUUAAUUUAGAUGUUGGUACACAUAGUGCAGCUCCUACAGAUUCUACAGUCUUUCCCUCUUCUGAAUUUGUUACAUGCUUUAAUAAUCAGUCAGUCUUUAUUAGACAGAAGAAGCACACACUUAACAAACAAUAUCCAUGCUCUGAGUGUGGGAAAUGUUUUACAUAUAACUCAGAACUUAUUACUCAUCAGAGACAUCACACAGGUGAUAAGCCAUUUCUCUGUUCUGUGUGUGGGAAAUGUUUUGUACAGAAAUCAGAUCUUGUUAAACAUCACAGAAUUCACACAGGUGAGAGGCCAUUUUCAUGUUUUGAAUGUGGGAAAUGUUUUACACAGAAAUCAGAUCUUGUUAAACAUCAGAGAUGUCACACAGGUGCGAGGCCAUUUCCAUGUUCUGAGUGUGGGAAAUGUUUUAUACAGAAAUCAGAUCUUGUUAAACAUCAGAGAAUUCACACAGGUGAGAGACCAUUUCCAUGUCCUGAGUGUGGGAAAUGUUUUUCACAAAAAUCCUCUCUUGUUCCACAUCAGAGAUGUCACACAGGUGAGAAGCCAUUUCCAUGCUCUGAGUGCAAGAAAUGUUUUGCUCAGAAAUCAGCUCUUGUUAAACAUCAGAGAAUUCACACAAAAUGGAAGAGUUAUUGGAUCUUCAUGGAACCAAGAGGCCUAGUUCUCAGGCUAGCUUGGAUUCUGAUUAUGAGCCAGUGUCACCUAAGCUUGUUUAUAAAGAAGAUUGUCAGGAACUGUCUAGUAAUGAAUCUGACGAACCUCAGGAGAAAUAUCUUCAAAACAAUAAAUUAUAAGGAGCCUGUUGAGAAGGGAGAAGAUCAGGAUGUUCUUCUUGAGGACAGAGCUAAAAGAAAUAGAUGUUUUCUGGUACACAAAGCUGUUAAAGAUAUUAUGUCUAAAGAAUGGCAGAAUAUGGAUAAGAGAUUAGGCAAUAUCAAGAGAAUUGACCAUAUGUUCCCUCUUAAGGAUGAACAGGUGUCGAAUUGGUGUUCCAUACAUAAGAUUGAUGCUGCAGUUGCAGAGAUGGUAUCUAAGACUACCAUUCUUUUAGAUGAUGGAGCUGUUUUAAAGGAUGGUAUGGAUAAACGUAUGGAAAGUGCUUUAAGGAAGCUGCAUACUUCCUCAGCUGUGUCCCUAAAAUCAAGCAUUGCUAUUGCUUCCAUAUCCAGAGCAUUACGAAUUUGGGGAUCAACAAUGUCUGAUGACCUAGAGGAAGAAAUCUCCAGGGACUGCAGGAGUGGACGCUCUUUCCCUGACAUGGAGUUUCAGUCUGGGAUAUGUCUUUCCCCCAUUCCCGUUAAUAACUCAUAUCCUGAAGAAAAUCAUGGAGGAGAAGGUGCAAGUUAUAAUAAUUCUGCCCUACUGGCCAAGGAGAGUUUGGUUUCCGUCAGUGACCAGAAUGUCAAUGGAAGAACCAUGGAUAUUUCCAGUAACAGCAGAUUUAUUACGUCAGGGGCCAUUAGUUCAUCCAAAUCUGCGACAACUUUGCUUAUUGGCAUGGAUAUUGAACGGCAAUUACUAAGAAAGAAGAGUUUGUCUGAACAAGUUUUCCACACUGAUACUGAUUCUGAUCAGCCAGAUGUGGAUGAUGAUGAUAUGGACGAGGACAGUUUUCUGUCCCCUGGCGUGGAGGCCCACAUUUUUGCUAUAUGGGAGGUCCUUCACAUACCGGAUCCAGAGGCGGAACCGGGUGAUGCCUUGUUUGGAGACGAAUUGGAUAAGUGGAUCUCCCAAGCAAUGGCGGACGGUUCGGUGCGCCCCAUCUUGAACCUGAAGUCUCUAAACCCUUAUCUGCGGGUGUUUAAAUUCAAGAUGGAGUCUCUGAGGGCGAUGGUGUCCGCUCUGGAAGAGGAGUUCCUGGUGUCUCUGGAUAGAGGGGGCGGAUUUAGGGAGUCCUCAGCCGCCAUUUUGGAGAUCCUCAUUACUAGAAGAGAGAGUCUAUUUUUUUUUUUUUUUGAGAUUGUAAAACGCGUCCUGCAUAAAUCACUGAGGAUGGAGAAGAACCGGAGUCACACAACAGAGAGGAUACUAAAUAUCACCCUAGAGAUCAUCUACCUGCUGACUGGGGAGGAUUAUACCGUAGUGAGGAAGACAUCCGGUGGUCAUCUGACACCCCCCAGCUGUGCCUCCAUCACUGUGCCUCCACCUCACUCACUGACACAUGACCAGAAGAUCCUGGAACUCACCAACAAGAUCAUUCAGCUGCUGACUGGAGAGGAGGGGGAGUAUAUAGAGGAACACAGGGGUGUGUACAAGGACAUGAUGAUGGAGAAUCACCAGCCCCUCACAUCACUGGAUGGACCCAGUAACAGAGAUACCCCAGAGAGAUGUCCCCGUCCUCUGUAUUCCCCGGUUUGUACAGAGGAUAAUUACAGGACCCCACAGGAGUAUCAGGUUGAAGGUCUGACUUAUAUUAAAGUAGAGGUUGUAGAGGGAGAAGAAGAGACAUAUGUGAGGGGUGUUCAGCAAUGUAAGGAGGAGGAAAUCCCUACAGAUAUCAGCACAGCAGAUGGACCGAUGGGCAGGAAUACCUCGGAGGGACAUCUGACUUUGUUUCCAGACUUUAAAUUAGAAGCGAAGAACAUGACACAGGAUUUUGCAGGAGAAACCUCCAUUACCCCAAUUAUAUAUCCUGUACCUCAUAGUGCAGAUAUUUCAUCUGAUCCCUCUAACCAUGAGGAGUGUAACAUUAAUUCAGAUGUUGGUACACAUAGUGCAGCUCCUACAGAUGCUACAGUCUUUCCCUCUUCUGAAUUUGUUAAAUGCUUUAAUAAUCAGUCAGUCUUUAUUAGACAGAAGAUGCACACACUUAACAAACAAUAUCUGUGCUCUGAGUGUGGGAAAUGUUUUACAUAUAAAUCAAAACUUAUUACUCAUCAGAGAAGUCACACAGGUGAGAGGCCAUUUCUAUGUUCUGUGUGUGGGAAAUGUUUUACACACAAGUCAGUUUUUGUUAUACACCAGAGUCUUCACACAGAUGAGAGACCAUUUCCGUGUGCAGAGUGCGGGAAAUGUUAUAUACAGAAAUCAGCUCUUGUUAUACAUCAGAGAAGUCACACGGGUGAGAAGCCAUUUCCAUGUUUUAAGUGUGGGAAACGUUUUUCACAAAAAUCCGCUCUUGUUCCACAUCAGAGAAGUCACACAGGUGAGAAGCCAUUUCCAUGCUCUGAGUGCGGGAAAUGUUUUGCACAGAAAUCAGUUCUUCUUAGACAUCAGAGAAUUCACACAAAAUGAAAACCGUAUCAUUGAACAGACUGAUAUGAAAGGGAAUUGCAGUAAUCUAAAUACUGUAAAAGACUUUGAUAUUGAAAUUUACAACUGGAUUACAGAGUGUACUCUCAAAGGUAUAUUAACAUCACCUAUCCAUUAUGGAGGGCAUUUCAAUAUUCGAGUCAUUCCCUCCCACACACAUAGGAGGAAUGUGCGCCAUCGCCAUAAGACUGGAACAGAGUGCACAUGUAUGGAUCUUAUUGCAAUCUACUUUUCUGCACGGUUCAUAGGGUAUCCACAGGAUAACAAUGGAAUAAUAAGAAUUUACUCAACGGUAAUUCUAUUUCUCGUAGUCCGUAGUGGAUGCUGGGGACUCCGUAAGGACCAUGGGGAAUAGACGGGCUCCGCAG